Sesamum indicum (sesame) is the source of this 1785-nucleotide messenger RNA. It is a transcript of the gene ENT1, whose product is annotated as equilibrative nucleotide transporter 1. Lineage: Eukaryota; Viridiplantae; Streptophyta; Magnoliopsida; Lamiales; Pedaliaceae. The record is from RefSeq and is a predicted model, not a curated record. Gene Ontology annotation, cellular component: plasma membrane. Gene Ontology annotation, biological process: nucleoside transmembrane transport. Gene Ontology annotation, molecular function: nucleoside transmembrane transporter activity.
AGAAAACGAAUCCAAACAUUAUGCAUAAAUUCCACAUUUGCCCCAAUUUCCAACACAGCGGAGCCUUCGCAAAUCCCAAAAGAAUCUUUGCCAACCACUGCAACCUGAUCGUGAUCGGGGAAGAACGAAGGCCGAUGGGGAUAACCACCGCUGCCGCAGCCGACGGCGACUCGGAAUCAGCCACCCUUUUGAUCCCUAAAGCAGCUAACCCAGAUAAGAUUCCGAAAGACUCGUUUCACUUGGCCUACGUAAUAUACUUCACAUUGGGCGCAGGCUACCUCCUUCCGUGGAAUGCAUUCAUUACCGCUGUUGAUUACUUCACCUACCUUUACCCCGACGUGUCCGUCGAUCGGGUGUUCGCCAUAGUUUACAUGCUUGUGGGGCUCACGUCUUUGUUGUUCAUCGUUGCGUUUGCUCACAAAUCGAACUCCUUUGUGAGGAUUAAUGUGGGUUACGUGCUGUUUCUCGUGGCGAUUGUGGCGGUGCCGCUGAUGGAUCUUUGGUAUGUGAAGGGGAGAGUUGGGGUGUACGGUGGGUAUUAUGUGACGGUGGGGUUGGUGGGAUUGUGUGGAGUGGCUGAUGGGUUGGUGCAGGGUGGUGUUAUUGGAAAUGCUGGAGAGUUGCCUGAGAGGUAUAUGCAGGCUGUGGUUGCUGGAACUGCUGCUUCCGGUGUCCUGGUUUCAGUUUUACGGGUUUUAACCAAGUCUAUAUAUCCUCAAGAUACCAGUGGACUUAGACGAAGUGCGAAUCUUUACUUUAUUGUCAGCGUUGUAGUAAUGUUACUGAACAUUGUUUUCUAUAACGUGGCACAUAGACUUCCCGUUAUCAAAUACUAUAAUGAUCUGAAAAGUCUAGCUGUAAAUGAGGAGAAGGAACAGAAAGGUGAACUUACUGGGAAGCUAUGGAGAUCAACAUUAUGGGAGAUUGUUGGGGCUGUGAAAUGGUAUGGAGUAGGCAUCUCGAUCAUAUAUGUUGUGACAUUGAGUAUUUUUCCUGGGUCUGUUACAGAAGAUGUCCAUUCUGAUACUCUGAAGGACUGGUACCCGAUCAUUUUAAUUGCGGGUUACAAUGUUUUUGAUCUGAUCGGCAAGUCGUUAACUCCGCUGUAUCUUAUGGAGAAUGCCAAAGUUGCUAUUGGCGCCUCCUUUGGAAGGUUGUUGUUUCUACCUCUUUUCUAUGGUUGCUUGCAUGGUCCUGGCUUCUUCAGAACGGAGAUUCCAGUUACAGUCUUGACCUGUCUCCUAGGUCUUACAAACGGGUACUUUACCUGUGUUUUAAUGGUUUUGGCUCCCAAGACUGUCCAGUUACAACAUGCAGAGACUGCAGGAAUCGUGCUCGUGUUGUACUUAGUCGUUGGUCUGGCAAUUGGUUCUGUUGUAUCCUGGUUUUGGGUCUUAUAACUAUUGGGGAACUGGUGCAUCCAAAUUCCUUUCUGGGAAGUGAUAUCUCUUUGUCCCAGAUAGCGCAAGAUUGCCAAACAAGUAAUCUUUCACCUUAUUUGUUCGUAUCAUCCAGUUCCUCUGCACACCGUAACUGGAACAUUGUGCUGUAUUUGUAACUAGUGUUGCCCUGUGGAGGCUGUCCAGAUGUAUAAUGCUCCUUGUUGUUCAGUUGAUUUCCAGUUUUCUUCCAGCACAUGUAAACGCAGAAGAAUCUUGUGAAUAUGUAAUGGACAUCUAGGAAUUUCAUACAAGUUCCAAGUUUGUAUACUUGUAGUCAUGUUCACCUCAACUUUCAAUUUCUGCAUUUUCUUCGGAAGAUUUAUACACGGAAAUUGUAAAUUUA